AUGCUGGAAUUCAACAAUGAUAUUGAUAGAGCUUUAGAUUUGUUGUACCAAUAUUCUCCUAAGUUCAAGAAAUCCAUUGAAUUAAUACAAAAAUUAUCUCAACAAUUAAAACUCGAUACUUUUAUAGAUACUGAUGCAUAUUCUCAUAUUCUUGAUCAACCAUUAAAAGACGAAAAUGAUAACAUUAUCAAAUUCCAAAGAUUAUCAAUAGCAGGAUCAAUUAUUUUGAUAGAUAUAGAUUUUCUUGAAUCCACUAUUUAUAGAGUAUCAUUCUCCCUGGCAAGUCAAUUAGAUUCUAGUGAACCUAUUAAAGAUACCUUGGAAGUACUACCCAAAAUUGAAAUGAUUGAAGAUACAAAAUUCAUAAAUAUAGAUUUCAACUCCAAAUCCAUCAACUCAUUGUUAAAUAGUGCUAAACUUGAAAGCAUAUUAUUGAAAAAUCUCGGUCAAUCAAGAUUAAAUAAUUUCCCAAAGAACUUAAGGUAUUUAGCUAAUUUAGAUAGAUUAUCAACUACUGCUACGGAUUUAUUCAGUUAUAAUGAUCACAUUGGAUUGAUUUUGAAUAGUUUAUAUCAAAUUGAAGUAGAAAACAAUAAUAAUUGGUUAUUCAAACAAGGAUUAUUGAAUACUGUGGGUAAAGUAUUAUUCAAUAAUAAUGAUGAAAUCGGGAUUUUUAUUGAAUAUUGGCAAGACUUUAAGUAUAUCAAUCAUGAAUACUUGAAUGAAGAUCCAGUAAAAUUGAAUCAAGAUCAAUUAUUGUUAGGGAAGAAAUAUAAUGUGUUAUUAGAUGUGAAUGUUGAUCAUUUUACCCAGUCGAUCGAUUAUAUUGGAGAAACUAGAGAUGAAAUUUGGCAAUUAAAUGAUGGAAAAUAUCAAUUCAACUUCACUGAUGAAUCAUAUUUGGUUCCUAAUAAAAUAAGUUCAAGUAAAGAAGAAACCGAAAAUAUCAAAUUUCAACCAAGAUGGAAUUUAUAUCUCAAUUUGAAUUAUCCUAUAUAUUUACCUAUCAAUGUUUUAGAAUUCAUUGGUAUAAAUCAUUUUGAAGAAGCCAAGUUACCAGAAUAUGAGUUCUUUGAAAAGUUAAACACAGAAAAAGAAUUAUACUUAGUCAAUGAUAAAGAUGAAAAGAUAUCUAUAAAGAGUGAAAUUCAUUCAAAAUUCAUUCCAAUUUCGAGGAUAAGCAUCAAAAAACUAGUCGAUAUACCUUCAUUCUUGAAGAUAUUCAGAAAUCAAUUGGUCCUUACCAACAUCUUACAUCACGUUAUUUUACAAUGUAAACAACGUGAAGUAAAUGCCAAUAAUGAGAUCAAGAGUAAUUUAACCAAGACACUAGAAUUAGCCAAUUCUGAUGAAUUGAACUUGAAGUCCUUGAAUGUUGAUGAUGAUAUUUUAUUAGAUGAUUUUAUGAAUGAUUCUAAUUUCAUCGUCAAUGAAGAAGAAGAGGAUCUUGUUAUAAAAAUCAAUGAUAUCUCGUAUAAAGAUCAUGAUAUAAUGGUGUCAAUUAGUGGUAAAAAUUCCGUCAAUUUCAAGAUUUCUAAUGGAGAAUUCAAAUUAUUGGAUGAUACCAUUGAUGAAAAGCAACAUGAUUUUAUCAAACUUUUGAAUUAUAGUGAAGAUAUCUUCAAAAGUUGGAACUUUUACUAUUGA
Messenger RNA from Yamadazyma jaroonii, 1647 nucleotides. The record is from the annotation of a GenBank genome assembly. NCBI's taxonomy places the organism in Eukaryota, Fungi, Ascomycota, Pichiomycetes, Serinales, Debaryomycetaceae.